CCGACCUGGCUGUCCAUGUUCCGUGGAGGGUCCGCAUAUUUUCGCACCCAAUAACGUGCAUAUUAUUAGUAUUAUACAAAUUUUAUGAUUUUAUUACAUAUAUAUUAAAAAUUAAACUAACCAUAAUGCAGAAUCAGAGGGAGCUUAAUUUAUUGAUGGCAAAAAAUAUAUACUGCAGCUAAAACGAGUGUGGAAAAAUUGGGCGAAAUUUUUUAAAUGUUUUUUUAACAAACACCAUGCAAACAGCGAAAGUCAUUUAAAUGUAAAUGAACAUUCAAAUUUAAUGGCUGAACAUAAACCUUUUUUUAAUUCUUUCUUCUCGCGGCCCUGUUCCAAAUGAUCCGCAGACGCGUAUCUGGUGUUUAUGGACCCCUGGAUCACAUCUCCUCUGGUCCAUUUGAUACUAGUCUGCCCUGGUUUGGACCUCUUUGGCCUUCCACGUGUCAGAGUUUGGAGGAUGGUGUGGUCCGCACCCCGCACAGGCCACUUCAUCCCCAUUGUUGGAAUAAUUGCGCACUGAACAGGGUUCCUCAGAACGAACCGGGACAUUAUUGCAAAGAGAAAUAGAGAUAAUUGGAUAUAUUUCGUCUCGAUUUGCAGUAUUGCUUGUUGACUACAGGCUGUAGGAUUUCUCUUUUUAAUUACAGACAUCUCUCGCAUCAUUCGCAGCAUCUCCAAGAUCCGAGAAACUGCGGUGCGUAAAAAGCGCGUUUCCUUUCCAAGGACACGGGGAUGACAGCAGAGCGUCGGAGCUCCUGGGAUUUCCCAUUCUGCAUCAUGGCAGUGAUUUGAAGCGUGCGUGUGUGUGUGUGUGUGUGUGUGUGUGUGUGUUAUGAGUAAACAGUCGUCAGUGUGAUGAUAGGAGACGUAAUGACGCUGUUGUCUCUCUUGGGUCGCAUCAUGCGUUAUUUCUUGCUCCGACCGGAGACGUUGUUCCUGUUGUGCAUCAGCCUGGCCCUAUGGAGCUACUUCUUCCACACGGACGAGGUGAAGACCAUCGUCAGGUCCAGCCGCGACGCGGUCAAGAUGGUCAAGGGCAAAGUGGCCGAGAUGAUGAUGAUGCAGGACGUGAACGGCGGCGGCCUGCACGUGAUGGAUGGCGAGUUCUCCAAGACCUGGGGCUUCAAGAGUCACAACGUGGCUGUGUACUCCAUCCAAGGCCGCAGGGACCACAUGGAGGACCGCUUCGAGGUGCUCACCGACCUCGCCAACAGGAGCCACCCAUCCAUAUUUGCCAUUUUUGAUGGACAUGGUGGCGAGGCAGCUGCUGAUUAUGUAAAGGCUCAUCUGCCCGACGCUCUGAGACAACACCUGCAAGCUUCCGAGCGGGAGAAGAAGGACAGCCAACUUUCGUUCGCCUCCAUCCUGGAGCAGCGUAUCCUUGCUGUAGACCGGGACAUGGUGGAAAAGUUUUCUGCCUCUCACGAGGAAGCGGGUACGACGUGUUUGGUGGCUUUGUUGUCGGAUCGAGAGUUGACGGUGGCGAACGUGGGUGACUCACGGGGCGUUUUGUGCGAUAAGGACGGUAACGCCGUGGCUUUAUCUCACGACCACAAACCCUAUCAGCUGAAAGAGCGCAAGCGGAUCAAACGUGCAGGGGGCUUCAUCAGCUUCAACGGCUCCUGGCGAGUGCAGGGCAUCCUGGCCAUGUCGCGCUCGCUGGGCGACUAUCCACUGAAGAACCUCAACGUGGUGGUCUCUGACCCUGAUGUGCUGACCUUCGACCUUGACAAACUACAGCCGGAGUUCAUGAUCCUGGCUUCGGACGGCCUGUGGGACGCGUUCAGCAACGAGGAGGCCGUGCGCUUUGUCCGCGAACGCCUCGACGAGCCGCACUUCGGCGCCAAGAGCAUAGUGUUACAGUCGUUCUACCGCGGCUGCCCCGAUAACAUCACUGUCAUGGUGGUCAAGUUCAAAAGCGACAAGAACGGAGACUAGAGCUUUAUUAUUUUUUCCUUUAGAACUUUUCUAUAGAAACACAUGCUUCCUAAGAAUAUCGUUUUUUUUCUUCCCAGACGUGCCAAACAGACAACCUUUUCCUCUAAUUUAACCCGAGAAACGCCCAGUGAACUGGCAACUGAUCAUGCAUCUAUUUUUUUAUUUCAUAUAAAAAUAUCAAAUUCUGCCUGAACAUAUCAUAUGGGUCUUGGCUACAAUACAUGGAUGCUGCUUAUGAUCUGCUAACGCUAGUAGUGCUCGGGUUAAAAAAACGAAUCCUGGUGAUUAAAAUCGAAUAAAGGAAAUCAUUCGGC
Molecule: messenger RNA, 2252 nt
Organism: Silurus meridionalis
Lineage: Eukaryota; Metazoa; Chordata; Actinopteri; Siluriformes; Siluridae
Gene: ppm1la
Product: protein phosphatase, Mg2+/Mn2+ dependent, 1La
Exons: 4
Coding region: 856-1938 (360 amino acids)
Biological process (GO): protein dephosphorylation; positive regulation of canonical NF-kappaB signal transduction; positive regulation of canonical Wnt signaling pathway
Cellular component (GO): cytosol; nucleus
Molecular function (GO): cation binding; protein serine/threonine phosphatase activity
Source: RefSeq, a predicted model, not a curated record